Messenger RNA from Sphaerulina musiva SO2202, 1275 nucleotides. RefSeq lists its product as uncharacterized. The transcript has a single exon. Bases 1 to 1275 code for a protein of 424 amino acids. Lineage: Eukaryota; Fungi; Ascomycota; Dothideomycetes; Mycosphaerellales; Mycosphaerellaceae. The record is from RefSeq and is a predicted model, not a curated record.
AUGUCAGACCCACAAAAUACAGCAGGAGACAAUCGCCGGUCGAUUGGAUCUCACGACAGUAGUGGCAACAUGCUCUCUAUGGUUGAAGCAGAACAGCACGAUGAUCCAGCAUCACCAGAGUUUUCACAUUAUGCCACGUCUCAGCUAAAUUCUACUCACGACCCAGCUAUCUCGCCGCUUACAGGUAACACAUUCAGAUCCACUGCAAAUCCGAGUAUAUUCCCAAGUGAUAAUGCUCUGCCACAUCUUCUACCGCCGUUUCCAGACGCGCUACCUCGGCCUCCCCCUCCAGGUCACCCAGGUUGGCUGUCAACAUUUGUGGCACCCAGAUCCGUACCGAGAUCCACGACAUCAUCACUGAUAACGAGCCGCCGGAUCUCUGAAAAUUUCAUACGAUACAUUCUGCUCGCUUCGGACCGCACAUUCGAAUCGCGGCGGUCAAACCUUUAUCCAGCCGAUCCUAUAGAACUACCACCGCUGUUUCGCUCUCGACCAUCACUAUCACUACCGCCAUCACCGCCUCUUCGUCCGCUAUCUCGACCAUCACUACCGCCACCACCGCCUCUUCGUCCGCUAUCUCGACCAACACAACCCAUUGAUGGCCGAAUCGGCGGAACGCCCUUUUUCUCAGCUUUUUUCUCAGCUCCUCUCAAUCGCCCCGACGGCCGCUCGCAUGGCCCACCAUCUCAUCUCCUUCCCAGGGAAGGAGAAGAAGAUGAAGCAGAAGGAGGGGCUGAAGUGCAAGUGCGACGACGUUUCCACGAGGAGGGCGCGAGCGUGAGGGGAAGGGUAAGGAGGAUACCGCCUCGACAGCUGGAACCUGGUCAUGAUUCUCAUUCGCGCCGUGAGAGGGAUGUCCCGGCGCGAGGGGCUGUUGUGAGGGGCAAUCAGGCGAGGUUUGGGCUCGCUGAUUUACGAGAUGAUGGGCAUGAGCAUGACGAACAUGAUGACGAGGAUGAGGAUGAUGUUCAAAAUGAUCAAGAUCAACAUCUGGAAUCUGGUCAUGGGAAUGUUGAUGAUGAUGCCAAUAAUGACGAGGAAGUCAACAGUAGUUCCGGACUGGGGAGUGAGGAAUACGAAAUUCACUAUCAACAUGGAUCUGAAGAUGAAUCUGAAAGUGAAUCUGAAAAUGACACCGACGACGACGAAUUUUUGUACGGUGAUGGUGGUAACAACGAUGACGACGACGAAAAUUCAAGAAUCCAUUUGUUUGAGGAAAUACCCCGGGUAAGGUUGAGUUUUGAGGGGACUUGGGAGGUUUUGGGGGGAUGGUGA